GCUCUCAGAUUAACUGAUGAACUUCACUGAGAUGAUUUAGCAGCUCGGUUUUCUAGAAAAGAUGUGGUUUUAUACAAACAAAAUAGUAAUAUUGCUUCUUCUCUGCCAGACUUCAUCAUCAGUCAAAAAUUCACUGACGAUUUUUGCCAUUAUAUCAACUGGGAUCAAAAAUCUUCCAAACCUGUUUACAACAGUAAUUGAYGACAUCCAGGUGGAUUACUAUGACGGCAAUGGAAUUAGAAAACAAAGCUCRMUUCUCUGGAAGAACAUAUCAGAUUCCUAUCAGUUGACGAUAUUCUCUGAAGAUGUAUURAACUAUGUGGACCUCAGUUUGACCAUAUACUUAAACAACCUGGCAACUGUAAAUAAAGAUGAAGCUGUUCAUGUUUUACAGUGUAUGAUGGGCUGUGAAAUGGAUGAAAAGUCUGCUGAUGUUGUAAUUUUCCAGCAAUGUGGCUACAAUGGAGAAGAUUUUAUGAAACUAGACUACAAAGAUCUGACUUGGGUUGCUCAGCAUCCUUUGGCUGAAAACCUUACACUGUAUUUGAAUUUAGAUCAGCAGACAAUAAACAACACAAAGGUGUUUCUGUCACUAAUUUGCCCUGUACUGCGAAACGAGUUUGUGAAUCGUAGCGCUCUGCAGAGAGAAGACCUCACUUCUGUCGCUCUCCUCCAGAAGAACUCUUCCUCUCCUGUCAGAUGUUUUGCCACAGGUUUCUACCCAAACUCAGCUGAGAUGUUCUGGAGGAGAGAUGGAGUGGAGAUCCAAAAUGAUGAGGAUCCCAGUGAGAUUCUCCCAAACCAUGACAACACUUACCAGAUGAGUGUCGACCUGAAUGUUUCAGCUAUUGCAUCUGAAGACUGGAAGAGAUAUGACUGCGUGUUUAAGCUCAGUAAUAAAACCAUAGCAACCAGACUGAAAAAGGAAAUAAUCAUUACUGAGGAUGCUCCAGAUCCAGUGUCUCCUUCCUCUUCACCUUCCUCUUCCUCCAAGUUUCCUCUUGAUUUGGCCAUUGGACUYGUUGUCGGAUUGAUUCUGUUGUGCUUCUGCAUAACUGGACUCUUUCUUUGGAAAAAUUCUACAAACGCCUCACAUUUCAAUGACAGACCUCCAUAUCCCAACUAUCCAACCACCAUACAAAAUUGUCAACAUCAUUGUGAUUUCGAGUAAGUUUGUGAUCAAACUCUGUGUUUUGAGUGGGAUCAAAAGAACGGAUACAACGCUGGAAUUACAAAUAAUGUYAUUUAAUCAACACUACCUGUGACUCCUUAAAAAUAUUAUGGUGUGACGUCUCUUGCAGGCRACAUACUGGAAAAUAAUAACUUGUUACAUAUUUUGGUUUAACUUUUUUUAUGAACUAAUAUCAAAGCAAUCUUUUAAUGAACGAAAGAAGGWMGUYUUUAAGUAUCUUACCUGGUUGAUUCAAUGACUUGUACUGCUCUAUGUAGCUAUGACUUUCUUGAAAUAAUUUGGUUUGUAUGGCAAUUACAAAAUCACUAUAUUUUCAGAAUGAUAUAAUUCUCAAUUAACUUCUUCUUGUUCUAUAUUUUGAUCAAUGUUUCUGUUUAGUCUGCCAUCAAUUAAAGGGUAUAUGUUGUCAUCAUAUAGUUUGCUUCCUGUCCUUGAAUUUUUUCAAGGACACAUCCUAGUUAAAAACGCAGUACAUAACUUUUAUAAAAUAUAUGUUUUUUUUCUACAUAUCUGUUAAAACUGUCACCAUUUUGUGACAAUUUGCUAURAGACAAAUAAUCAGUGAAAAGAUCAAUCUCUUCCAUCUCCUCCCUGAACUGCUAUUGUCAUCUGAAGAAACAACCAAAAACAGCCAAUUAGAGCCAGGAGAGUCUUGGCACCGUGAAUCAAUCUCUUGUACUCACUGCUAAAUGUGCUAAUGGCAGAGAAA
This is a messenger RNA of Poecilia reticulata (guppy), 1901 nucleotides long. Its product is annotated as major histocompatibility complex class I-related gene protein-like. Lineage: Eukaryota; Metazoa; Chordata; Actinopteri; Cyprinodontiformes; Poeciliidae. Gene Ontology annotation, biological process: immune response. The record is from RefSeq and is a predicted model, not a curated record. Gene Ontology annotation, cellular component: external side of plasma membrane.